GGACAUUGUAGGUCUCGUGGGAGAUGGACCAUCCGGCGGUACAGCCUGUGCAAAUGUACCACGGCAAGUUAUCACGAUAUCCUCACGCCGAGUCCUUGCUGCUGCCGCUGCCGUUCUUUCUGGCUUGUGCUAUUGUUGCCAGAAAAUUUCUCACCCUGCCACAGUACCCAGCUGUUUGAAUGCUUGUCUCGGAAUUAUAGUACCUAGGUAACUACCUACAUGAAAUGGCUUGAAUGCGGCGCCGCCGGCUGCAACCCUAAUCACUGGCAACGGCCUGACCAUCUGCAAUAAUGCGGAUUCUAACAAUUUCUGAACAUGGCACCGACAGUUAUUAUGGCACUGUCUGAAUUUUCCUUGCCAUAUGGUUGCAUCAAGUUGAGUAAUCAGACAGAUGUCCUGCGGCCGCAUACUACAGAGGUUUCAUGUUUCAGAGACCCUCUCCAAGUAUCGUGGACCCUAUGAACCACAGCUGCUACUACUCUCAAGUCGACGUGGAGGGCAUACCCGUCGACGUGCAUGUUCUACCGCUUCUUUUUCGAAGCUGGCCACAUGGCUGGUGGAAUAGUGGAGGACGAUCGGAUUUCCAAAUUCAAGCAAAUGCAACGGAAGACUCCGUCUCUGUGGGACUUGAUUGGCCAACGGUCCGGGUGUCGGGCUGCUGGCCGCUUCGGGCUCGCCUGUCGGGAGAUGACGAGGUUUCAUGCAGCUCGGUAGAAUACUAGCGAGCCAGUCACAGCUCAAUGAAAACAGAAUGGUAAGGCAGUCCCGGCACGUGAUUUGCGUGGCUGGAUUGUGCCUCCGAGGUUUCACCGGCAAAAUGGAAUUUCAUACCUAAUGUCUUCUCGCCUCCUUCUCCCGCCAUCAUCACAUGCUUCUUGCGUGGACUGCGGUCACCGCUCACCACCGAACCUUCAGCGAAGAAAGGUUCAAAAUUCCGUCUCCAGGAUGGAGAAAGCCGGUGCAGUCCAGCCACUCAAUUGUGGUCCCACGCCCGGCGCCGGGCCCUUUGAGCUUCCUCUCACCUGUCUCUCUCGCCUCCACGAUUGCAAAGCUUUUUGCCUUCACCACGAGGAGACGCGUCUGACAAAAGGCCCGAGCCUGGAUAUGAUCCCCAUGGCGGGGGCGACGGCCGCCCACAUCGGUCGAUCGGGUAAUGCAACCACAGUCGGAUCGAGCCGGUUUGGGCCAGCACCGAUUGAUGGUGAGGAUUGGCACAUCGAGUUUUCACCACCGUUUAAGAAAUCUCGACAUGUCGGGCUGUGCUUCGUUAUAGGGCGGUAAUCUCUUUCCGAAGUCCAGUCCUUGCCAGUCUGUUCGGAUGACCGCGCAACCCCUUUUUGACUUUGCAUGUCUUUGACAUAUUCGGCUUUCCGCCACUGACGGUUGUGGCGGGGUGGCAUCUCCAACGACUCGGACCAGAAGCAUGGACUCUCACCUCCGUCUGUGGCGGCUGCACGGGUCGAGAGGCGAGUAUAAUCUGACUGACAGAAAGAUGCACUGAUGCACCAGCUGCCUGCCAGCCAUCGGCGGCCGUGUCUGAGCAUGGCUACGCGACGUCAGGGGCUGUUGUCUCAAGCAAUUACAUCUUGACAGAUCUCUUCGUCGACGGAGAUUGAUGAUUGACAUGGGUGUUUGCCCUUGGCUUUCGUUCCGGCGAAUCAUUCCAUGCUGGCUCAGCCAUAUCUCCUGAUUGGACAGGGCAGACUUCAGCAAACGUCCACUUCCAGUCGUCCAGCCAACCUGUCUAUCCCUGUCACAACUUAUUCAUCGGAUCGUGGCGAUCAGAUGGCUAAUGGUCCGGAGACAGGCUGGACGACUCUCAUCUACGGUAGGAAUCGGCAGUGAUAUUACCAUAGGUAAGGAUGUUAUGGCAGGAGACUGUGCAUUACGGGCCCUUUUGCGUUCAACCGAUGCUGGGAAGAGAGGGGUGAGCAUCUUUACCUGUCUUGUUGAGCCGAUCAUCAUCGCGAUCAGCCCGGACUGCAUUGGUGUUUGGCCUCCGAGCUGUGUGGUUGUCCUAAUCAGAUGGCUAGCGAUGGCUCAGCGGUUUGCGAUUUGCAAGGGCACACGAUAGUGACGAUGCAUGCUCCUCGUCUACUGCCCUCCGCUUUGCAGAUAUGUACUACUGUCAGUAUUGCGCCGGUGGGUAACCGGGUUUGCAACUACCUUCUUUUG
Exophiala dermatitidis NIH/UT8656 is the source of this 2175-nucleotide messenger RNA. RefSeq lists its product as uncharacterized. The coding region runs from base 835 to 1281 and encodes 148 amino acids. The transcript has a single exon. The record is from RefSeq and is a predicted model, not a curated record. NCBI's taxonomy places the organism in Eukaryota, Fungi, Ascomycota, Eurotiomycetes, Chaetothyriales, Herpotrichiellaceae.